AUGUCAACAGAAAAAGAAGAAUGCUUCAAAAAGCAUACAGUGGAUCUCAGCGAUUACCAAAUGGUAGAUUUCAGGGAAUAUGAACGAUACGUGAAUAAGACUGUUGUUGUAGUUUUAAAGAGUCUCCAAUUUCUUUAUGGCUCACUCAAAUCAUACGACCAAUACAACAACAUUUCACUGAAUUUCACUACUCAAAGAAUAUUUCACGAAAAUACUUAUGCUGAAAAGAAUCUUGGUCUAGUUUCAGUUCGUGGUGAAAACGUAGUAGUCAUUGCCGUAGCUGAAUUCGAUUUGGAUGGUCUUGAAAAGGUUGAAUACAACCAUCUCGAAACAAAACUCCUGAAAUAUCUGGAUGAUGUCAACAAAUGA
Messenger RNA from Enterospora canceri, 369 nucleotides. The record is from the annotation of a GenBank genome assembly. NCBI's taxonomy places the organism in Eukaryota, Fungi, Microsporidia, Enterocytozoonidae.